Molecule: messenger RNA, 651 nt
Organism: Sorghum bicolor (sorghum)
Lineage: Eukaryota; Viridiplantae; Streptophyta; Magnoliopsida; Poales; Poaceae
Product: pathogenesis-related protein PR-4
Exons: 2
Coding region: 202-651 (149 amino acids)
Biological process (GO): defense response to fungus; defense response to bacterium
Molecular function (GO): RNA nuclease activity
Source: RefSeq, a predicted model, not a curated record
AACAAGUCCAUUUAGGCAUAUCACAGCUUAAAGUUUAAAUACGGCUACUAGGCACCAGCUUAAUUAGCCAUCGCUUUUCUGUUUGUACUUUAAGCUAGUGUAGCCAUCAACAGCUAUAAAUAAGGCCCUAGAACCAAUGCAUGCACACAUCUCUACUGAGCAAGCUAUUUACAGAACAAUAGUACUAUUCCGAGUAAUAUAAUGGCAGUCUCAAGGGUGUCACUGCUCUUCGUCAUGGCGUCGGUCAUGUUCGUUCUGGCUGCUUUUGAUGGGGUGAAGGCGCAGCAAGCUCACGGCGUGUUAGCGACGUACAACCUGUACAACCCACAGAAAAUCAACUGGGACAUGCGGACGGCGAGCACGUUCUGCGCUACGUGGGAUGCCGACAUGCCGCUGGCGUGGCGGCAGCGUUACGGCUGGACAGCGUUUUGUGGCCCUGCCGGUGACCAUGGCGAGCCCUCAUGUGGACGCUGCCUCCAGGUGACGAACAGGGCGACAGGGGCGAGCACGGUGGCCAGGGUGGUGGACCAGUGCGACAAUGGCGGGCUCGACCUGGACAUCUCGGUGUUCAAGCAAAUUGACACAGAUGGAGGUGGCAUGGCCAACGGCCACCUUUCUGUUGACUACAGUUUCGUUGAUUGCCAAGAUUAG